Messenger RNA from Sardina pilchardus (European sardine), 745 nucleotides. RefSeq names its product formation of mitochondrial complex V assembly factor 1 homolog (gene fmc1). Lineage: Eukaryota; Metazoa; Chordata; Actinopteri; Clupeiformes; Clupeidae. The record is from RefSeq and is a predicted model, not a curated record. The transcript is spliced from 2 exons. The coding region runs from base 204 to 536 and encodes 110 amino acids. Gene Ontology annotation, cellular component: mitochondrion.
AAGAGAAAAUACAAGAGAAGAAAAUGAAAAUUAGCUAUGCUAGGCUACAUUCUGUAGCUUACUACUGUCCUCCUGACGAUAGAGCAGAUUAUUAAAAUAGUCUGCGCUGUUGGAAUUUCUUUACCGAGUUUGGCAAAGAUUCUGUGAAGUUACUUGGAAGAUAGUCUGUCUCACAGACGGCACAGACAUCGACUGUAGAAGACAUGGCGUCGUUGAAUUCGCCGCUGCGUGUAUGUCGUAGUAUACUGAGAGAACUACGGGCUUUAAAGGGACCAGAAUAUAAACAAACGAUGGCAUAUAAUUACGUGUUGGAACAGUUUCGUAAAAAUCAGGUAACAGGAGAGAGGUACUGUCGUGCCCAGCAGGAGGCGCUCCACUCCUCCCUUACCUACCUGUGCUUGCUCUCCUCCACCAGACAGCAUAUGGCUCUCCACAACCUCUACCACGGCAAAGGGGAGCGUAGCACGGAGGAGGCGGCGGGCCUGGUGGGCCUUCGGUUGCCCACCCAACCAGGAGGAAAAGGCUGGGAAAAGUGAAAGGUCCAAGGGAAAUGUGCUCGCCUCGGACCAGGUCCAUCUCUAAGCUCUGAGAUGAACAACGAUUGAGACAUACCUUGCUGAAUGUAAUGUUAGGUUCAGAUGCAUUAGUAAAGUAAAGUCUCAUGCAUAGUAAAAUGCAUCAUAUAUUCUUAAAUGUAAAUAUGUUUGUUGAUGUCACUAAAAGAUUAAUAAAAAAAAAAGCAAUA